Messenger RNA from Hevea brasiliensis (rubber tree), 323 nucleotides. Its product is annotated as DNA-directed RNA polymerase subunit beta''-like. The annotation marks the transcript as partial. The transcript has a single exon. The record is from RefSeq and is a predicted model, not a curated record. Gene Ontology annotation, biological process: DNA-templated transcription. Lineage: Eukaryota; Viridiplantae; Streptophyta; Magnoliopsida; Malpighiales; Euphorbiaceae. Gene Ontology annotation, molecular function: DNA-directed RNA polymerase activity; DNA binding.
AUGGAGGUACUUAUGGCCGAACGGGCCAAUCUGGUCUUUCACAAUAAAGUGAUAGAUGGAACUGCCAUUAAACGACUUAUUAGCAGAUUAAUAGAUCAUUUUGGAAUGGCAUAUACAUCACACAUCCUGGAUCAAGUAAAGACUCUGGGUUUCCAGCAAGCCACUGCUACAUCCAUUUCAUUAGGAAUUGAUGAUCUUUUAACAAUACCUUCUAAGGGAUGGCUAGUCCAAGAUGCUGAACAACAAAGUUUGAUUUUGGAAAAACACUAUCAUUAUGGAAAUGUACACGCGAUAGAAAAAUUACGCCAAUCUAUUGAGAUAUG